Molecule: messenger RNA, 594 nt
Organism: Funneliformis mosseae
Lineage: Eukaryota; Fungi; Glomeromycota; Glomeromycetes; Glomerales; Glomeraceae
Source: the annotation of a GenBank genome assembly
AUGAGUGAUAACAUUAAUCCAUUAUAUCUUAAAUAUCUUAACAAUGAUAAUGAUAAUUUUAUUCAAAUCAAUCCAUUAAUUCAAAAUAAAAUUCGAACAAAUGGGUUUAUUGAGUUUCGAAAAGAGACAUGGAAGAUUUAUAAAAAGGCCUACCCACAAUUGACUUCUACGGAGUUUUCAAAAAUAGCCGGCAAGCUUUGGGAAAAUUUAUCCCAAAAUGAUAAAAAUUUUUACUUAAAAAAGUCGGAAGAAAAUAAACAAGGUGUAAUUGGUGAAUCGGAGGGUGAAUCGGAGGGGUACCAAUUCGUUUACGAGAAUGACAUGUCCGAUUAUUCUAACAAUAAUGACAAUUAUUGUGAGAAUUGCGCCCCUCCCGUCGUUUACGAUUUUAAUGAAGCGUUUAAUUAUUUUCCUUUCAUGAAUCAAGAAGAGAUGUUUUUUUAUCUCACACAAGAUACCUAUUAUUGCUAUUAUCCCGUUCCAGUAGAUACCGAUGCCAACGUCUAUCAAAUUGGUGAAAUUUCGAAUUCUCUUAACGAGAUUGUAACCAAUGAUGAAUAUUUUGCUGCCUAUUAUCAUGGAAUGGUCGAAUGA